This is a messenger RNA of Charadrius vociferus (killdeer), 2040 nucleotides long. RefSeq names its product Rho guanine nucleotide exchange factor (GEF) 16 (gene ARHGEF16). NCBI's taxonomy places the organism in Eukaryota, Metazoa, Chordata, Aves, Charadriiformes, Charadriidae. Gene Ontology annotation, molecular function: protein binding; guanyl-nucleotide exchange factor activity. The record is from RefSeq and is a predicted model, not a curated record. Gene Ontology annotation, biological process: activation of GTPase activity. The coding region runs from base 1 to 2040 and encodes 679 amino acids. The transcript has 15 exons.
AUGUCUCGGAGCCCCUCUGCGGAUGACAAGACCUUUCUCCUGGAGUACCGAUGCCACCCGCUGCGGCCAGAGCCCCCCAGCCCGACCUCCCCCCGCAGGAAGCUCAGCUCCACCACGGCCCCUGAUGCCACCUCGCUCUCGGCAUUGGGCUCUCCCACCUCGGCCGAGCCGCGCCGCAUCGUCCUCAGCACGGACAGCCCGGCCGCGCUGAAGGUGGGAACCCAGCAGCUCAUCCCCAAAAGCUUGGCUGUCUCCACCAAGACCAAGAACAACCCCUCCCGGCACCAGAGCUUCGGGGCGGCCGGACCGAUCCAGGAGCCCCUCAGCCCCAAUGGGAAGCGGGUGUCCGUCCCCCGCCUCUCCCUGGCGGCGGAGGGGGAGGGUGAGCCAUUUUCCUGCGACUCCUGUCGGUCACAGAGCUGCGCGAGCCUGGUGUGGAGCUGGCAGGGCUUUGCUGAGCCUGGGGACCUGACUCGUGCCUUGGGAAGCCUGCAUGUCCCCAGCAGAUGCUGGAGGUCCCCGGAGAACCUGGAAAUAGCCGACGUGGCUUUCAGAACCUUUGGGCGGAAGCGGGUGCAGAAGCGUGGCGGCUCCUUCAAGGACAUGAACUCCGUCAGCCAUGAGUCAGACGAGGAUUUGCUGGAGGAAUCCAUCCCAGAAGAGCCGUCCCCGCCGGGUGCCGCUAUCGUGGUGCAGAGCUAUCGCCCGGCGCAGGUGACCUGGAGCCAGCUCCCGGAGGUGCUGGACUCGGGCAUCCUGCAGAAGAUCUCCCCUGAGGAGCGCAAACGGCAGGAGGCAAUGUUUGAGAUCAUCACUUCUGAGUACUCCUACAUGCACAGCCUGAGCAUCCUGGUGGGCAACUUCAUGAGGUCGGAGGAGCUGAAGGAGACCAUGACUCAGACGGAGCACCACCACCUCUUCUCCAACAUCAGCGACAUCCUGACGGUCAGCACGAGCUUCUUUGAAGACUUAGAGAGGCGCCACCAGGAAAACUUCCUAAUUCCUGACAUCAGUGACAUAGUGGAAGAACACGCCUUGAACCACUUCAAUCCUUACAUCAGCUACUGCUCCAACGAAGCCUACCAGCAGAGGACACUUCAGAAGCUGCUAGCCACAAACCCCUUAUUUAAAGAGACCUUGAAACAAAUUGAAAGGAAACCAGAAUGUGGAGGCCUGCCAGUGCUAUCAUUUCUCAUUCUCCCUAUGCAGAGGGUAACGCGGCUUCCCCUGCUCUUAGAUACUGUCUGUCAAAAAACAAAAGCAUGCACUGCAGAGUACGGAGCUGCCACCAGAGCUCUGAAAGCCAUCAGCAAGCUGGUUAAGAACUGCAACGAGAGAGCUCGCGCUAUGGAGAGGACAGAGCAGAUGUACACCCUGCAGAAACAGCUGGAAUUUGGAAAGAAGAAGCCUUUCCCGCUGAUUUCUGCUUCCCGCUGGCUGCUGAAGCGGGGCCGCCGGCAGCAUCCGCUCUGCGGCUGCGCGUGGCUGAGGUGCCAAUCCCGUCUUUGCCGCAGCGAGGAGAGCUACACUGUCAUGAACUACGCCACGCUGGACCAGGUCACGGUGGAGAAGAUCGAGAACAUGGACCCGCCUUCCCCUCCUCCUGCCAAGACAGGCAGCGGUGGCACGGCUCGUGGCGUGGGCGGUGGGCACCUGCUCCGGGUGGUGAUGGAGAAGGACAGUGAGGGUCGGCGGGAGGAGAUUGUGCUGUCGGCAGAGACGCUGAGUGACCGUGCCCGCUGGAUUGCUGCGCUGAUGCACCGAGAAAAGGGAAAAACGGACACCACUCCUAAAGGAGAGCUGAGCCAAGUGGAGAUAACCCGCACCUACCUGGCGAAACAGGCGGACGAGAUCUCCCUGCAGCAGGCGGACGUGGUCCUGGUGCUGGGUGGGGAGGACGGCUGGUGCUGGGGCGAGAGGCUCAGGGACGGCGAGAGGGGCUGGUUUCCCCAGUCCUGCGCCCGGCAGAUCACCAGCCGCACAGCGGUGGAGUGCAACGUCCGCCGGAUGGAGCGGCUGCGGAUAGAGACCGACGUGUAG